UUAUUCUAAGGAAGAAUUGUAGAUAACAUCACAAAACAUUUGCCUAUUCUUCUUCAACAUUUUCUCAACUUCAUCAAGAUCCAUUUUAGUCAUGACAAAGAAUGAAGAGGGUUCAACCAAGUCUCUCUCACCAACCAAUGAGCACAAAGUUGAUGAAAACAACAUGAGACUCACACAUAGUGAUGAUGGUGCUAUUGGUAGAAUUGAAGGAGAAAUGGAGACACAAAAAAAGAGAAGUAAUCAACAAAACGUAAAAAUUCCAUGGCAAAUGGAGGAGCUUACUAGUGUUACUAGUAGUAAGGUUGUGACAAAAGAUGAAGGACAGUCCACGUCAGCAACCUUGAGUGAUUCAAUUCAAGAAUCUAAGUUGAGGGGUCCCCAUAAGAAAUCAACCAACACUAGCUCAAUCAGUCAAAAACGAAAAUUUUCUCAAGAAGAAGAUGAAGUGACUAGUAGGGAAAUUAGCAAGAAGGUCUCGUUGAAUAUUAAUGAAGUUGCUACACAAGAAAGUGAUGAAGAAAUGGUUUCCGAUGCACAAAAUGAUGAACUGGACCUUUCUCUCAAACAUAAUAUUUAUGUUGGUUGUGCCAAUGCCAAUAGAUUUGAGUUGAAUAAUCCUCCUGCUGAUGAAGAUGAAGAAAUGAUGAAUAUGGGAAAAGAAAAUGAAAACUCGUCGCCAAUGCAAGGAGUCAAAGAAGAUAUCCAUGAGAUAGAGGGAGAGAAGCAGUCUUCUAAAGUGAAAAUUGAAAAAGAAGUUGUGAAACCUACAAGCAUGAAUGAAAUGGAAUCUUCUUCUUCUGUGAGGAAAAAUGUGGACAAUGUUGGUAAUGAAAGGAGGAUCUUCAACUUCGACUUGAACGAGCUUCCUCUUGAUGAAGAUGAAGAUCAUGCCUAAAGUUUGCAUGAUUAAUACUCUCUUUUGUUUAUAAUUUAUCUAAAAGAGAGUAUUAUACAACUAUAUUUGCAUAAACCAUGUGGUCAAAGACAAUUAUAAACUUAUCUUCGCAUUUGAGGUUUUUUUAGAUUUGAUAAUCUCAUGCAUUUGAAUUGUG
Molecule: messenger RNA, 1052 nt
Organism: Cicer arietinum (chickpea)
Lineage: Eukaryota; Viridiplantae; Streptophyta; Magnoliopsida; Fabales; Fabaceae
Source: RefSeq, a predicted model, not a curated record